CAAGGGUCAGCACGGGAAACCCGACUGCCAACAUCCGGUCUCUUUUUUCCAAGAUGGGGCCAAAAGCUCGCAAAGAAGCUCUCCGCAAAACGGGCAAGAAGGGGCCGGCACAGGCCGAGCCUGCAGCCAAGGUAGAAGCCAGAGCCAAGCAAGAGGCCAAGUCCAAGGCUAAGGCUGAGGCACUCAAGGCCAAGAAGGCUGCCCUCCGUGGCAACAUCUCCACCCGUAAGAGGAAGGUCCGCAAGCAGGUCACCUUCAGACGACCCAAGACGCUCAAGACGCCCAGGAAGCCCAAAUACCCCCGCAAGAGCGUGCCCAGUCGGCCCAAGCUUGACCAGUUCACCAUCAUCAAGUACCCCCUGACCACAGAGAGCGCCAUGAAGAAGAUCGAGGAGAACAACACGUUAGUCUUCAUCACGGCACUCAAGGCCAACAAGUUUCAGAUCAAGACGGCUGUCAAGAAGCUGUACGACAUCGAUGUGGCCAAGGUCAACACACUCAUCAGACCUGAUGGGCAGAAGAAGGCGUACGUGAGACUGGCCCCAGACUACGAUGCCUUGGACAUUGCAAACAAGAUUGGCAUCAUCUAAACUUCUGGAACAUGACAGAAUCACUAAACUCGACAUGAGAAAUUGGAAGCCCCAACCUACUGUUCUUUAAAAGUACAAAAAAACACAUACAGAAAAUAAUUCAUAAAUUUUCCAUAGUUGUACAAUAAAUCCACUCACAAGCAGUGGAAAGGAAAAAAACAGAA
This is a messenger RNA of Patiria miniata (bat star), 754 nucleotides long. RefSeq names its product 60S ribosomal protein L23a-like (gene rpl23a). Gene Ontology annotation, cellular component: ribosome; cytosolic large ribosomal subunit. The record is from RefSeq and is a predicted model, not a curated record. Gene Ontology annotation, biological process: translation; ribosomal large subunit assembly. NCBI's taxonomy places the organism in Eukaryota, Metazoa, Echinodermata, Asteroidea, Valvatida, Asterinidae. Gene Ontology annotation, molecular function: rRNA binding; structural constituent of ribosome. Bases 54 to 590 code for a protein of 178 amino acids. The transcript is spliced from 6 exons.